Molecule: messenger RNA, 3302 nt
Organism: Petromyzon marinus (sea lamprey)
Lineage: Eukaryota; Metazoa; Chordata; Hyperoartia; Petromyzontiformes; Petromyzontidae
Product: D(4) dopamine receptor-like
Biological process (GO): negative regulation of adenylate cyclase activity; regulation of potassium ion transport; negative regulation of synaptic transmission, glutamatergic
Cellular component (GO): plasma membrane
Molecular function (GO): G protein-coupled receptor activity; dopamine neurotransmitter receptor activity, coupled via Gi/Go
Source: RefSeq, a predicted model, not a curated record
UGACACAACAACAGCAGCCUCUGUCUCUUCUACACAGGUGACACAACAACAGCAGCCUCUGUCUCUUCUACACAGGUGACACAACAACAGCAGCCUCUGUCUCGUCUACACAGGUGACACAACAAAAGCAGCCUCUGUCUCGUCUACACAGGUGACACAACAACAGCAUCCUCUGUCUCGUCUACACAGGUGACACAACAACAACAGCCUCUGUCUCAUCUACACAGGUGACACAACAACAGCAGCCUCUGUCUCUUCUACACAGGUGACACAACAACAGCAGCCUCUGUCUCUUCUACACAGGUGGCACAACAACAACAGCCUCGUCUCGUCUACACAGGUGACACAACAACAGCAGCCUCUGUCUCUUUUACACAGGUGGCACAACAACAGUAGCCUCUGUCUCUUCUACACAGGUGACACGACAACAGCAGCCUCUGCCUCGUCUACACAGGUGACACAACAACAGCAGCCUCUGUCUCUUCUACACAGGUGACACAACAACAGCAGCCUCUGUCUCUUCUACACAGGUGACACAACAACAGCAGCCUCUGUCUCGUCUACACAGGUGACACAACAACAGCAGCCUCUGUCUCGUCUACACAGGUGACACAACAACAGCAGCUUCUGUCUCGUCUACGCAGGUGGCACAACAGGAGCAGCAAUUUCAUAAUGAAAAGGUAAUACAUGCACAUAUUAUAAGUUAUAAGAUAGCUUAACUAAUGAGCAUUCUGCGACUCCAAUGUGCCACGUACAUCUACGUACAGUAUAGAUUGCAUAUAUACACCACAAGUCUCGUAGUGUUUCCGGGCAAGUUUAAUAUUUUCCAACAGAAUUUGACACACACACACUUAUAAUAUACAAGAUAAAUACGAAGAUCCCCCAUAUAGCCUAAACAGACUGUCGGGGCAAGUGCUGUUAGCGAGCACCUAUGAAAGCCUGUACGGCACACGAGUGGGUGGAUGGCCAGCACCACGCCCGGCCGCCUUUGUCUCCCCCGUGCUGAUAUUGUACACACCGCACCGGGUCGUCAAUUAAGACUGAGCCGACUCACUCUCACGCACAGACAGACCCACACACACACGCGCAAUAACCCCCUGCCUCGACACACACACGCACACGCGCGCGCAAACAGCACACGCCGCUCACCUAAACCCAAUCAAUCAGCCCCAAUCUAUCAGUCAAUCAUGCACAACCUGAGCUCCGGCGAGCCGUACGGGAGAGAGGAGGAACCGGAGCGACUCAGCUACCCGGCACUGGCGCUCGGCGUGGGUCUGGUCGCGGCCACUCUGCUCGGCAACUCCCUCGUGUGCCUCUGCGUGACCACCGAACGCUCCCUGCGCACGGCCACCAACUGGUUCAUCGUGAGCCUGGCAGUGGCCGACCUUCUGGUGGGAAUCUUGGUGCUGCCUCUGUUCGUCUACUCGGAGUUCCUGAGCGGCGUGUGGACACUGGGGAGCGGGCUGUGCGACGCUCUGAUGACCCUGGACGUGAUGCUGUGCACCGCCUCCAUCUACAACCUGUGCGCCAUCAGCCUUGACAGGUUCAUCGCGGUGCGCGCGCCCCUGCACUACGAGCACAAGCGCGUGAACGUGCGCCAGGCCGCCCUCAUCACCGCCACGUGGCUCCUCUCUCUGGCGCUCGCCUCGCCCCUGGCUCUGGGUGCGAACUCGAACCCGGAGCGCGACCCGGCCGUGUGCCGCCUGGAGCGGCCUGCCUUCGUCAUCUUCUCGUCCGUGUGCUCCUUCUUCGUGCCCUGCCCAGCCAUGCUCGCGCUCUACUGCUGCGUCUGCCGGGGGCUCCGGAGGUGGAGUGCGCGGCAUAAAUGCAGCAGCAGCAGCGUACGGCGUAGCCAGGAGAAGGAGAGUGUGCGGACGAGAGAGCUCAGCGGCGCAGGAGCUGUGAGGCCGAGUGGGUCUCCAACCUGCCAGGGUGAGAGUUCAAUCCCUGGCGAGAAGGAGCAGCAGCAGCAUCAGCAGCAGCAUCAUCAUCAGGAUGAGAAGAAGAAGGAGGAGCAUACAAGCGCAUUCACCAACCCCACCAGCAGCACCAUGAAGAGCGCUCACCGCUACCUGCAGGGCUCGUGCGGCAGGAGAGGCACCACCGAGGAGGUGAGUGGGAUGAGACCGAGCUGGUUCAUCGGCCGAAGAGAUCGCAAAGCCAUGAAGGUGCUUCCCAUCGUCAUCGGCGCAUUCCUCGUGUGCUGGACCCCCUUCUUCGUAGUGCACGUGUCCCACGCUGUGUGUCCCGGCUGUCGGAUCCCUGCGCUGGCCAGCGGGCCCUGCACGUGGCUGGGCUACGUGAACAGCGCCCUCAACCCCCUAAUCUACGCCGCCUUCAACCCGGACUUCAGGCGCGCCCUCCGCAGACGCUGCCCUUGCCAGAGCGCACCACCGCGUCGCCGCCGUUGUUGACAUGCGUGUGGAGGUGUCGGUGGGGGGGGAGAGGCGCAGAGAGAGAGAGAGAGGUGGGGAUUAUGGGUGCUCUGGAUACGAGAAAAUCUGUCAAUUGCCAACAGAGAAGUCACUCCCGAGCUGCAACCUCUCCUACCGGUCUCUGCGAGGGUGGUGGAUUCUCACCUCUAAAGCUCCAAGGAAAUUCGUCCAAGAUUCAGCACCUGUCCAACCGGGGGUUGGAGGUUCAGCAGAGAUGACGAUUUCCAUCAGACAGAACUCGGUCGCCUCUAGAUGACAGUACAGCAAGUGGGUUGCAGAUCAUUUGUAGUUGCAUGCUUUCAUGCAGGCACUGUACUUCCAUGAAGCACCACCAACAACAACACAAUUAAAAUGGAAGUGGUCAAACAUUUGAAGACCCUCCUGAUAAAGAUGUAUCGCGGUUGUCUAUGUACGGUACAAAAUAAGUUCAAAACAUAAAUUAUUGCUGUGACCGUCACUCAACUAACUCUGAUGUUCUGUUAAUGACUGCGCCCUCUAUAAAUAUCGGUUAUAAACAUUCCAAUUUUUUUUUUAAAUGGAGCCUAUUAGAAAAAUUGUGACAAAUUUUUAUUCUGAAAUAAACAUAGUUUAAUAUGUCUUUAUCAGUUUUGAUUAAUCUAAUGAUGAUGGUUUCCAAAAGUUCGGUUAAAACAUGCGUUUAAUAAGAAACAGAUAUUGCAAAAGUGUAUUCAUGUCCCAUUGCAACUUGUACACUUUAAUCUUGAUGUGUGCACUUUGCUACAGGCGUGUGCGUGUAUGUACGUACAGUGAUGGAAAAAAGCAUUUGAUCCCCUGCUGAUUUUGUACGUUUGCCCACUGACAAAGAAAUGAUCAGUCUAUAAUUUUAAUGGUAGGUUAAUUUGAACA